AUGGUCAAAGAGACUCCAGAGCUAUCUAGGUUGGAGCAACUCUCCCCGGAGCUUCGCCUCUCCAUCUUGACCACACUGAAUCUGGACCAAGUAAAGAACUUGAUCAAGUCCUGCCCGACAUUUUACCAACAAUAUCGGCACGAUCACAAAUUCAUCUUAGGCAGCGCCUUGCACACAACGCUGGGAUCGCUCGCCGUUGAUGCCUAUGCAGUCCACCUGACCAGCCCGGCCAACUUCGACCGCGUCCAUCGUGAAGAUGCCAUUCCCCGAUUCCUCAAAGACUAUCAGCGACUCCGCUCCUCGCCAAAUUUUUCAUUACUAGAAGAAGGCCUGCCGGGAAAUAACAUGAGCGACUUGGCCGUGUUCUAUUGCUUCGUUGUUCAGCCCUUCACGGAAAUGUACAAAAGUUGGGCAUUCACCAACAUCGCAAACGACUUCAAGGAGCCCAAGACGGCAGCCCGAAACCCUCCUCUGACUCCCACCGAGGAAAUGAGGAUAAUGCGAGCCUUGUAUCGUUUCCAGCUCUGGUGUAACCUAUUUGGCCACUCCGAUUCUGGUUUCGUCGAGGUCCGCAUAUUAGACAUGUUCUUUGGUCUGUACGAGCCCUGGGAAGUGGAGGAGAUCAAUAGUGUUCACUCUUUUGCCACGGAUGGGUUUUACACAGACCUACCCUUACUCUGGGAAUGGGACGUCAGUAAUGCUCGUAUCUUUGCUGCGGAUGAGUUUUAUAUCGAAUUUGAGUCCACCUAUCAGGGCGCACAGAAGGAGCGAGGUGGAAAAGAGUGCAUGAAAGUGAAAUGUAUCUUCCAUGGGCUUGAAAUGUUGCCCACGCCGUCUACCCAGCUGAACGCGCUCUAUAUCAGCCUUUUUAAUACUAUAAACCCAUGCGAGUAUAGCCGUUAUAACCGCCUGGGUAGAGUUUUACGACAGGACACACACGUUGAUCGGCGAAUCCAUUAUCCGUCGCCUCGAGACCAGCGGGAACGGGAUCAAGAACCAUUCCCUUUCAAGGGCGACGACCCAGCCCAACCACCAGUGGCUGGGACACAGACGUGGAAGGGCGAGCAUAGCAACCUUUUUGGGGGGUUUAUGCCAGACAGUACUCAAGAAUGGGGUUUGAUGAUGUGGGAUGAGGCACGGUUCAGGGAGUUUGGAUUUUACGACGUUGUGCGGUACACGUGCAGAGACAAGUGGGGGAGUAAUGACCCAAGAGAGAGAUUUAGGGAUCAGGAAGAGGAUGAUCAGGAAGAUAGUGGAGGUGACUGGUACUGA
This is a messenger RNA of Fusarium falciforme, 1272 nucleotides long. RefSeq lists its product as hypothetical. Bases 1 to 1272 code for a protein of 423 amino acids. NCBI's taxonomy places the organism in Eukaryota, Fungi, Ascomycota, Sordariomycetes, Hypocreales, Nectriaceae. The transcript is spliced from 2 exons. The record is from RefSeq and is a predicted model, not a curated record.